CAAAAUGGUCAUAGAGUGAGAUCUGUUGCACAACCCAUACGACCAACUAUUGAGACACACUUGUGAUCACUUGAUCACCAGUUGACUACAUAUCGCCACUGAGGUCAGUAUUAUCUCAUUCAUAGCCACUUCCCAUCAGCUCAUCAGCAAUGGACGAGUGGCUGAUGGCUUCUGGAGCAGUGGUGGCCGUCAGUUCUGUGGGACUUCUGAGCAUUUUGUUGAUCCCAAUCAUCCAACGCGACCAUCACAGCGAUGUCAUCCAACUGCUCGUGGGUCUGGCCAUCGGCACUCUCACAGGCGAUGCACUCCUACACCUUCUUCCACAUGCAUUCUCAUCCCAUUUGCAUCUGAAAGACUCACAUAAGGAGGACAAUGAGACCAGUGGUCACUCGUCUGCCGACGACCACCCGAGUGGUCAUCACUCAGAUCUGGUGUGGUUUGGGUUAAUGGCUCUUUUGGCUAUCAUUGCUUUUUUGGCCUUUGAAAGAGUGGUCACUAUUAUCACAGAUCUCUGCAACAAAUCUCAUAAGAAAUCGAAAAUGGACGGCUAUAACCGUUCGGUCGGCGAUAAGAUCUCCAAUCAUAACAUGACUUCUGAAGUGACUUCUCCUUCAGAACUCGAGAAAUUGAAUCUCAAUAACGAGUCGAAAGUGAAUCCCGAAGACAACAAACUGACGAAAGAGUCCAUUGAAGGCGAUUGUCUGAGCGCUAACCCCAGCACUGCUCAGCACGACAUCCAAAUGACAGAGCAGUGCCACAGAGAGACACGGGUUUACCCGCAUCCCGACCCCGACAGAGGGUUUGUCAUCGAGUUGACAGACCAUCACCACCACCAUCAGAGACAAACGCCUCGCAGCCAAUCAGUUAUCUAUACGGUUAUUACGGGCGACGGUCUCCACAACUUCUGUGACGGCAUCGCCAUUGGAGUGGCCUUUGCUGGCAGUGGUGUGGGUGGGGGUUUGAGUACAACUAUAGCCGUGUUAUGCCAUGAAUUACCCCAUGAAGUCGGAGACUUUGCUGUCCUUUUGAGAGCGGGUCUGUCUGUGAAGAGAGCCAUUAUUUACAACAUUUUGUCGGCCUUUCUAUGUUUCGUUGGUAUGUCUGUGGGAGUACUGGUCGGCCGUAUCAACGACGCGUGGCUCAGCGCAGCCAUCGCUGGCAUGUUUCUGUACAUCGCUUUAGUCGAUAUGAUCCCUCAACUGGACUGCUGUCCCACUCAGUCCGGAACGACACGAGCUUUUAAACUAACCGUUCAACUCAUCGGAAUCAGUAUAGGAGUGGCCAUAAUGUGUGUCAUUUCCAUAUACGAGGAAAGCAUUAAAUUUGAGUUUUAAUAACUGUUUUGCUGUGAUAUAUAUGAC
Molecule: messenger RNA, 1361 nt
Organism: Oppiella nova
Lineage: Eukaryota; Metazoa; Arthropoda; Arachnida; Sarcoptiformes; Oppiidae
Source: the annotation of a GenBank genome assembly